Messenger RNA from Pisolithus orientalis, 963 nucleotides. RefSeq lists its product as uncharacterized. The record is from RefSeq and is a predicted model, not a curated record. Bases 1 to 963 code for a protein of 320 amino acids. Lineage: Eukaryota; Fungi; Basidiomycota; Agaricomycetes; Boletales; Pisolithaceae. The transcript is spliced from 9 exons.
AUGACGUCGAGCUCUCUUCGUUCCUCGUGGCGCUCGCCGCGCCACUCUGGCAAUGCAGACUGUCACUUAGAUCCUGCCGAGGCCAAAAAGCAGAUCGAUCGCAUCCCUCGUUUUCGCAUUCUUGUCUUGGGCAGAGCAAGUGCGGGUAAAACAACUGUUUUACAGCGGGUCUGUAGCACUACGGACCAGCCUGAGAUCUUCAAUGGAAAUGGAGAGAAGGUUGAUACUGGGGCAGUGCAGGGUUCACUGGGGCGUCGCUAUCAUAACAUUGAGAAUGAGCUAGUGUUUAAAAGUAACCCGGGCUUUGUGUUCCGUGACUCAGUUGUACUUGAGGUGGGGAGCUCGGCAGAGUUUGAUAGGGUGCAGAAAUUUGUUACAGAUCAGGCAAAGUCUACGGAACUGGAGAAGAGAAUACAUGCAAUUUGGUAUUGCAUUCCUUUGAGUGACAUCCACAGGAUGGUCACAGGUGUUGAAAGGAAGUUCUUUAAUGCAUGUGAUUCGGGACAUGUUCCUGUGAUUGUGCUACUAACAAAGGCUGAUGCCUUACAGCUUUAUGCAUUCAUGGAGCUUGAGGACAAUGGAUUAACUGUAGAUGAUGCACGGGAAGAAGCACCAGUGGCAGCAAAACAGUUGCAGAAGCAAUGUCUGGAACAGAUCCAAGGGCAGCUGAAUGGACUGAAGUUUCCACCUCAAACCUAUGUGAUACUCACUGACAUGCAACAGGAGAGUGCAGAUUGUGAAGAGUUAUUGAAAUGCACAGCAAAUGCUUUGAAAGAGGAAGAGCUGCAACAACUGCUUAUGUCAUCACAGUGGUCAAACUUGGGACUCUGCAUGGAAUUUGCCAUAAUGAAGACAUUGAGGGGGAGCAUGAAACAUGUGGCUGGUCAGAUUGAACUGGACAGCUUAGCAUGUGCCCUUUCAAUGUGGUUCCCAUUUGAGGUGUGUGAAAUUCUGCAAGUGUAA